AUGAAAAACUCCUCAGCUGCACCAUCCCUGCUUCUGCUACUCAUAUUAUCAGCAAGUCUUAACCUUUGCUUCUGCAUGCGCUAUUCCACUCUUCGGGCACAGUGCAGCCCAAGCAGCUAUCUCCAUGGAAGUAGUGGAAGCUGCAACAGGGAGAACGGCUCCGGUUGUUGCCGGGGCAGCGAGUCUUAUGCUCAGUAUCAUUGCUCGCCGCCUGUUACAGAGAAAACGCUGGCGAAGAUGACUGUCAAUAGCUUCGCAAGGGGCGGUGAUGGUGGCGGUGCUUCGGAGUGCGAAGGUAGAUAUUAUGGCGAUGAUGAGAUGGUGGUGGCUCUCUCGACGGGAUGGUAUAAUCAUGGGAGCCGAUGCUCAAAAAAUAUAAAGAUAAAUGCGAAUGGGAAGUCUGUUUUGGCUAGGGUUGUGGAUGAGUGCGACUCGGUAAAUGGUUGUGAUAGCGGUCAUGCGAAUCAACCGCCGUGCCGUAAUAAUAUUGUUGAUGCUUCUCCGGCUGUUUGGAAGGCGUUGGGGAUUUCUAUGGAUGUGGGUGAAUACCAUGUAGUUUGGUCUGAAGCUUAG
Messenger RNA from Phalaenopsis equestris, 573 nucleotides. Its product is annotated as putative ripening-related protein 1. The transcript has a single exon. Lineage: Eukaryota; Viridiplantae; Streptophyta; Magnoliopsida; Asparagales; Orchidaceae. The record is from RefSeq and is a predicted model, not a curated record. Bases 1 to 573 code for a protein of 190 amino acids.